Messenger RNA from Brenthis ino (lesser marbled fritillary), 1575 nucleotides. The record is from the annotation of a GenBank genome assembly. Lineage: Eukaryota; Metazoa; Arthropoda; Insecta; Lepidoptera; Nymphalidae.
AUGACGACUCUUGGGCUUUUACUUUCUUGUUUUUUAUUAAUAUUGGAUGUAGUUUUGUCAAAUACUACGAAAGGACUUUCAAGUGUUGCUUCUAAAGGUAGUAGUAAUAGCAGUCUUGAAUUUGAAGAAAUACCAGAUGAAGGCUGGGAGUUUGAAAACACAAGUAUAGUAGAUACUCGAAGGAUAUUGUACAGCAAAAAAGUUGGCCCUGGCAAGAGACCUUAUAUGGUCUACCUUCAACUAACAAAAGAAUCAGCUAAAGCUCACAAGUACCGCGGCUGGCUUUGCGGGGGGGUUAUCGUUGAUCCUUUCUACGUCCUGACUUCUGCCGCGUGCGUGGAAGAUGCGGACAAGUUCUACAUUGUCUCUGGUACAACCAAAUAUGUGGACAGCUUUGAUUACAAGAAGGAUGAAUGCGUGUGUAAACACCGUAGGAAGGUCGUGUGGAAAUGUAUACCUAAAAACUAUAAAUUCGACUUCAAAGACAGUGUAAAGUGGUCUUCUAACGACAUAGCCAUAGUGAAAGUGGACAAGCCAUUCAAACUGGGCGUGCUAGAAAAAGGAUGCGAAUUUGCAACGGAUCUUAUUUGUUAUAAUAACAUUAGUAGGGAAUUGGAAAAGGCCGGGACUAAGGGUUACAUCGCUGGAUGGGGAAGUGGCGGCAACUUUAGAGAGGGUGUGUAUCGUCGUCAAAAAGUCCAUAUACCAGAAAACGCCAAAUAUCUACAAGAGGCAAAAGUGUGCAUAAUGGACAAUGAACAGUGCGCCAAGAAAUGGGCUAAAAGAUUUAGGGAAAUUAUCGCUCAAUAUAUGAUCUGUACGAAGGACCUUACGAAGAGGUUGAGUGAAAUUUGUGAUAAAAAGUACGCAAACUGCACAGACGUAGAAAGUAGACGAGUGGACCAAGAAGAUGAUGAACAUGCACCGUUCCGUAUCGACGUCGGAAGACAUUUACGAGACCCUGACGAUUAUACCGCGAGGCGAUUUGUUAAAACGGGUGGUUUUUGUGAGAACGAUCACGGCGGCCCGUUGAUAGUAAAGUAUCAGGGCAAAGAGCGUGCUACCGGUGUUAUAUCGGCGUGUAAAAUUGAUCCGAAAAGCCACCGCUGCCAUGGACCCUUCCUCUACACGAGUGUCUUUCAGAAUCGACAGUUCAUAUCUUGUGCCAUUAAUAAGGACGUUGAAAAACACUGUAGGAGAGUCUUCCGUUCUGGUAUUACUCACGAAGAAUGGUCCGUCACUUGGAAUAAAGAAGACGAAGAUGAUGACGAUGACAAAGCUUUGAGAAAGGACGAUAAGGCUGAUGACAGUGGCGAGAAGCAUAAGGACAUUUUAAGAGAAAAAGAGAAAAAAGAUAAAGAUUCAGACAGCUCAGACAGUGAUAGAAAAGAAAAGGCAACAAAAUCUGACAAUUCACAAAAAGAUCAUAAAGGUAAAAGUAGCAGUAAGAAAACCAAAAGGCACAUAAAAGAAAAAAAUAAGAAAGUAAAUGCUAGAACACACGUGCGGAAAGACCACGAUGAAGUCUUCUAUGAGUCCAGUCGCGAUGACAACGUCAAUGAACCGGACGAUGUA